UCAGUUAUGUAUUUAGAAAUAUUAAUUCAGUCAAAAUGUGCUGUAAUCCACAAUCAAUAUUAUAUAAAAUCUAUGGGUUGAAUAACUUAACUACUUAUAAUUGCACUAACAGCCUUGACAGUCUAAAUGAUAACGAUAAUAGAAACACUAUUGACCUGAUUGGUACAACAGAAACUCCACAAGGAUAUGGCCUAGUCGAAAGUAAUGACACAUUCGGUCUGACAAAUUUUCCACAAUGUGCGUACACCGGAUAUUCAAAUGUAUCCCUACUGACAGAUAUAUCAUUUACCGUAUUAGCAAAUGCAUGCCUUCUUAUUCUAGACAGCAAGACUCUUAUUAGUUUAACAUGCCAAGAAAAAACAGAUGUUACGUUGCAAAGUAUUGGUAUUAUAAAUAAAUGCUGCCCACAUGGAUACUCCUUUGGCGCAGAUAUAAACAAGUGCUAUUUACAAUACCCCGACUACAAUAAAUACUCUGCUAUUUUUGAAAAUCCAAUGAUUUUUGUCGAUAAUUCGUUCAAGUGUCCAAAAAAUAAAGUUUUAGUUGAAUAUGUGCUAACGGCGGAAGCAAUUGUUAUAAAAAGUGGAAGAAUGUUACUUAAAGAACACAAGAAAUCAUUUCAGAGAAGUGAAUUUUGUAUUGAAGUGUUAAUUAAAAAUGAAAACUCUCAAUUCGAUAAAAAUAGUCAACAAUUUAUAGUUCGUACUUGUCAACAAUUAAAAAUUUGUGAUUCGGUUCCUUGUAUUCGUAAGUGUUGUCUCCAUGGUGAAGUCUAUGCUAAAAGAAAUUUCACAACGUCUUGUACAAGAGAUGAAAAUAAUUUUCAAUAUCACAGUAUAAAUAGCAUGAAUACUAGUGGUGCCUUUUCCAAACCCUCAG
This is a messenger RNA of Drosophila navojoa, 879 nucleotides long. It is a transcript of the gene mthl15, whose product is annotated as methuselah-like gene family member 15. Gene Ontology annotation, biological process: cell surface receptor signaling pathway; G protein-coupled receptor signaling pathway. NCBI's taxonomy places the organism in Eukaryota, Metazoa, Arthropoda, Insecta, Diptera, Drosophilidae. Gene Ontology annotation, molecular function: G protein-coupled peptide receptor activity. The record is from RefSeq and is a predicted model, not a curated record. Gene Ontology annotation, cellular component: plasma membrane.